Fusarium oxysporum Fo47 is the source of this 6117-nucleotide messenger RNA. Its product is annotated as ankyrin repeat-containing domain protein. The coding region runs from base 36 to 5954 and encodes 1972 amino acids. The record is from RefSeq and is a predicted model, not a curated record. Gene Ontology annotation, molecular function: protein binding. The transcript has 18 exons. Lineage: Eukaryota; Fungi; Ascomycota; Sordariomycetes; Hypocreales; Nectriaceae.
CUCAUAUCCUACCUAUUGGCGUCAACGCUCACACAAUGAGUACUGACCCUGACUACGACGUGGAUGCCGAGGAAGAAAUCUCUUUUGGCAUCGCACUUGCACCCAAAGGCGAAGAGGGGAGUGAGUUUCGCACUCAAAAUGAUCCAUUGGAUCUGUAUCAGCGCGAGAACAUCAUCGAACGCAAAGGCGCCGUGGACAUUCGCUGCUCCAGUGUCGACAUUAUUCACGGCCUAUUUGAUCCCGAUGGCGAUGAUUUGUGUACUCUAAUUGUUCUCGAAUUUCGAUUUGACCCGAGAAAGCGAGCGCGACGCAUCGCACAUGUCGAUAUCGAGCUGAGGUUCUCCGCUAGCGAGAAAGGCGUAGCCGACCCCCAGGUUUUUGCUAUCGCGCCCAACGGCAACUUGAGAUUUGCUCAGACGACACAGACAGAGACAACAACUACUGGAGGCGACGUGACCCUUGGCGCAGGCGCAGCUGGAGUGGAAUUAGGAAGCGGUCUGAAGUAUGAGCGUGAAAUUGCAAGAGAGAUGAGCUACGCAGCAUCCGUCACAGGGUCCAUCGAUUUGCGCGGGCGAAACUAUGGCAAGCCAAACUGCGCGUCUUGGACGCUGCUGGAAAACCCUGAGACAAAGACUGGUGUACCCGUCUCUAUGAGAACCGCCAUUCUGCUCAAGAGAAGGGACGAGGGACGUUUCCAGUGCGUGGUGACCGUCAACGCCAAAGCCGACUGGAGAACGUCGAUGGAAUGGCUUGUCGGCACCACGAAGCGUGAUGACCCGGUACUACUUGAUCCGACGCUGGCUCCAACAAGUGAUAGGUACAAGGACAUGGAGAUGAAGCUUGGGGAAAUAGAUCUAAACGCUGUCUGCGAUAUCACGUCGGCCAACGUGAUCGAGAACUCUACAAGUUACUCAGAGCUUGAUCAAAAGUGUACAUCUCAGGUCGAUUUUCCGGAGCUAUUGCCAGUUGUCGUUCAGCUCAUGCAGGUCGUGCCUGCCGAAGUCGCCAUGGAACAAGAGGAACGGUCGCUCAAUGCUACGGAGACAUCUAGCAAUACCAUGGAUAACGAGUCUCCAUCCGCUGACCUGGGUCUCUCGAUCGAUACAACCGAAGAAUAUGAGGCAAGCGAAAAAAAAUUCGAUAUUGUAGCAAUCCAUGGCCUCGUUGGCCGGAGAGGCAAGCCAUGGGACUCAAGCAAGACCAACACCUGGAUUCAGGGCUUGGCGGCGCAGAUGAACUGGGAAGUCCGCAUUAUUCAGUAUGCCUAUGAUGCCACAAAAAUAACAGAGGCUACAUAUCCCGAGGAGGCUAUUUCUUCUGAGGCCUCUACGCUUCUUCAAAAGCUUAGCGAGUUGAGGACAGACCAGCAAACGGCUUUGAUACUAGCCAGUCGAUAUGACAGUGUACAUACUGAUAUUAGCUACUCAACGAAACUUUUGAUGUUCUUCGGCUGUCCACACAGAACCCUGGAUACACAUCAAGACAUCGAGAUUCUUGCUACCAGGCUUGACGCGUUGAAACCAGCAGAUUCAACAGCGACUAGCCUGAAUAUGAAAUGUCUCGCGAGAUCAAUCAUUGAUGUAAACAAUUCGUUCUUGAACACAAGAGUUCUAACGCGCGCCAACGUUAUCAAUAUCAUUUCAUCGAAGGCGGAUCCUGCUGAAGAAGUCUUUGACAAAUACACGGCAGCACUUGGAGUUCCCAUGGAGAAGGUUUCACUCAUUGACAUGUCUCAUAACGAGUUGAACGAGGAACCUGAAGGGUAUGCUCCGUACGAAGGCUUUCAAACCAAGAGAAUUUCAUCUUUUCCCUGGCAGAACGAUAAGCUAUCUCGCUUCAACACAACCCGCGGAUUCGGCUGGAUUACUGAGCACGAUACCAUGAUUAAAUGGCUGAAGUCUUGGGGUCUCGCUCUUCUGCAUAUUCACGGCACCUCCAACAUUUCUAACGUGGCUCAGCAUGUCACGACCUUCCGAGCCAUUCUCUACUUCAAAUUCGACAAAUACGAUAUCCGCCGGAAUUCCAUCGGGGCCAUGGCAAACUCCUUCUUGCUCCAGAUUCUCAACAUAGAACCGCCUGAUUUCUCAAAUUGUUGGACUGAUAAUGAUGCCUUCUUCUUUUUGGAAAAGCUUAUGAGGGAUAUAACAACCCAAGGCGAAAUUCACUGGAUCAUUGAUGGGCUCGAUCAGUGUGAUGACAGCAGUGGUUUGUUCUUGUCCAUGCAUUUCAAGAUUCUGGUGACGACCGUUGAUGAGAGUCAGAUACGCGGGGCUCUAUCGGAGUUUCCUUCAAUUGACUUGAGAGAGCACCCGCCGACAGCUGAUGUUAUCGAGAGCAUUGUGCUGGAAUUCAUGACUGAGCUGUGCCACGUGCGGCCGCAAUAUCGCCACGUUGAGCAAGAAAUACGACAAUUAUUGGGUUCCUGCGGUGACGAUGACUUGCUGCGCCGCUUCCUUCUCGAAUGGCUCCUCGUAGCCCCUUGUCUCACAUCUCUUGCACCUCUUUCACCGGCCAAGAUAUUCGAAAGAUGCUUGCAGGCGGUGCCGGAGCACUCGCGACCGUGGGCCCGAAAAGUCUUGAUGUGGAUGGUGCUGUCUUUUCGACCGUUGACUCCUGAAGAACUGGGAAGUGCACUCAGCCUCGGUACCUCAACGGACCCGGGGCCUGAUCAGGAGACAUAUGGAUAUCUCAUGUGGGAUAUUGAAAGCUGUCUUGGACCUAUGAUAAUACUAGAGAAUGGUCACGUUCAAUUUCGCCAUCCAGCUGCUCGGGACUUCUUGAUGACUAGCCAUGAGGCUUCCGACAGAAACCAGCCUUGGUACGCUUGGAACUCUUCGGUAGAAGGCCAUCGAGAGAUCACCGACGCUUGUGUUGGAUAUCUCACCUUGUCUUCUACCCAAGGCAAGAUCCUAGCAGCUUGCCGAACAUAUAUUACACCAUAUGCUGUCGAAUUCUGGCCACUGCACUACCAACGAGGUCACUCAUCAGCAUCUCCAAAGAUAGAAUCUUCCAACAUCGCAAGCUUCUUCAACGACGAGACAGCACCCCGGCGUUGGGCUGCAGCCAGAUGGUAUCUUUCGAAUCCUCACAUCAGGUCCGACCGAGUCUUCCUGUCACAUUUACCAAUAAUGGCGUCUAUAGGCGACGACGACUCUUGCGGUAUUUCUCAGGCACUGAUUGAGGCAUCGAGGUACGGGCAUAGCGAUGUUGUCAAGUUACUACUCAAGAAGUCAAUGAUAAGCGAAGAUAUCUGCCUCGAAGCUAUACUGGCCGCAGGACGGUCGGCAGAAUUGAACACACUGGCUAAGUGGCCUGGCACGCUUGCUUCACGACUGGCCUAUCUCGGUUCAUCUGAGCACUUAAAGACUAUCUUGCAGGCUGGAGCGGAAGCGAACUCGACAGAUCCAGAUUGUUCGCCACCUCUCCACUGCGCCAUCGUCAGAGACGAGACUGCAGCUUUCGACACCCUCAUAGAGCACGGAGCUGACCCUGCUUUCAUCAACUCCAACUGGGUAGACACACCGCCCAUAGUGGUAGUUGGCAAGUAUGGCCGAGCGAAGAUCGUCGACAGGCUUGCCAAAGCAUCACUCGUCGAAGCCCAGGACAAUAAAGGCAGGAACGCUCUAUGGUAUGCAGGAGGUAGAGGCCAUCACGUAGUGUUUCAAGCCCUCGUCAAAGCUGGAACGAACACAGAAGUCCUCACUGCCAACGUGAGGGAACUUCGACCUGCCCUGAUUCCCAUCUCAGGGGCUCCCUACCCAAAGUGCCUCCAGUCAGUACUUGAUGCUGGCUUGGAUAUCAAUUCAAAGUUGAGAGAAGCCCACUCAUUCCAUGCCUUGGGCAUAGCAGCACGGUCGGGCCACGUAAAGAUUUGCCGUAUGCUGCUUGACCACGGCACGUGUAAAGAGUUCGAUGACGAUUCUGCUCUCAUUCACGCUACAAGAGCGAAUAAUAUUGAGAUAGUGAACAUGCUGCUUGAAGAGGGUCACAAAGUUGAUGUGCAGCUGGACGAUUCCCCAGAUCAUGGCACGCCUCUCGUGGCGGCUGCCAGAGCAGGGUAUCAAGACAUAGUUACAGCUCUCCUACAGAAGGGAGCCAGCGUCAACUACGCUGCUCCCAAAGAAAUCACGCCUUUGAAUUCCGCCGUCCUGGGAGGCCAACCGACAAUAGCCAAGACGUUCAUUGAUGCUGGGGCGGAUAUGAAUGCCGUUAGCGACAUAGGACGCUCAGCAAUCCACUCGAGUUACCGUCGCCCAGAGUGCAUGAAGGUUUUAAUUGAUGCCGGAGCCGACAUCAACUUACCGAGUUCAGACGGCACGUCUUUUUACCUCGCCUCGUUUUUUAACCAGACAAAUGUAGUUGAGUUGCUUCUUGAACACAAUCCAGAUCUUGAAACCAGGUGCCCCGAUGGCGGCUUUAUUGACGCGGGCUAUACGCCUCUUCAUUGUGCAGCAUCCUUUGGCUACAAUGAGCUACUCCGGCUGUUGUUGGAAAAGGGUGCUGACAUUGAGGCAAAAACUCCAAAAGGUGGAACACCUCUCAUCCUUGCCGUGGCCACCAAUAACGAAGAGAGUGUCAAGAUCCUGCUGGAGUACAAGUUGGAUAUCGACUCUAGAGACAUAGGGGAAGGAUCUGUCAUGUUCUGUCUUCCAAAUCCUGCAAAUCUAUCUGUCGUCAGACGCCUGAUAAACCGCGGUGCUAGUUUGACAAUCCGGAACAACGAAAAGUAUACCCCACUGGGACGAGCCGUCGUGAACGGAGACCUUCCAUUGGUACGAAUGCUUUCUUCUCAAAAGGUUGACUUGAACGCGGUGGCUGCUAAAAACGGGACUGCUCUGCACAUCGCAACAGAGACAUGUAAUGUUGACAUCGUCAAAGUGCUCGUCGCGAAGGGCGCCAGUCCUGAUGUUGCCAAUACCUGGAUGUAUGGCUCGCCACUACAGAGGUUGUUCGAGAAGUAUUAUACUUCUGCCGAGAACAAGGAUGUAAUUGCCCGAUACCUGAUAAAUGACGCUGGCGCCGACGUCAAUGUUCAUGGUGGAAAUAUGGGAUCAGUCUUGAAUGCAGCGAUCCUGACUGGUUCUAUAGACACGAUCAAACUCAUUCUCGAGAAAGGUGCUGAUAUUGGCUGGCAAGACCUCCACGGGCGACGGCCGAUACACUACGCAGCCUUGAAAACAGCUGAGCAUUUUAGACUACUGCUCGAAUCAAGUGGCGAUGAUGAAGAACGUCUUGGCAUCACUACGAAGACCAAGUCUGGCUUGACAGUGCUACAUUUUGCUGUAGCAACGGAAAGAUCUGAUCUUGUCGAGUUGGUGCUCUCUCAUACAAAUGGGAUAAUAUCUAUCAAUGAGCCUGAUGAUGAUGGCUGGACGCCUCUGCUCUGGGCAUGUCGCUUAUGUGAAAGUUGGGGCACGCCCAAGGAAAUCAGCCCCGAAAUCGUGAAACUUCUUCUGGAUCGUGGAGCAGACCCAUCGGUUCGAGGUCGGACCUCUGAUGACAGAGAAUGGUCGCCACUCAAGAUGGCCAGAUUCCAUGGCGCAUCGCAGGAAGUGGUAGAGUUAUUAACAGCGAGUCCUAGUAAGAAAAAGGAAGACGACUGGAAGUCCAAGUUCCAUGUUUCCAAGAAGGCAGCGCGAACUACAGGGUUCUGCGACUUGUGCCUCCGUCACGUCUAUGGCAUCUUAUACUUCUGUAACGGUUGCGAACUCUCGUAUAGCUUGUGUUUCAAGUGCUAUCGCUAUAGAGAGGAGAUUCAUCCGUACCACGAUAAAUGGGAGGAGCGAGGUCCAGAGUUUGUUGAUGAUGAUGAAGAGGAGGAGGAGAAAGAUGAAGAAGAGGAUGACCCGAAGAGUUCACCAGGGAUUGAGCAGGUGCAGGAUGAUGAUUCAGAGGGAGACUGGUCGAAUGAUGAAGCUGAGGGGGAUGAAAGGGCCAAGGGAGAGAGUAAAUAAACCUGGAUGAACCUUGGUCGGUAUAAUCAUGAUCGUGUUUCGCUUAGAACAAGCUUUGUCUCGGAUGCUAUAGCAGCAUUGUUUUCUGAUAAAUGCCCUGAAAAACUGUGAUUAUAAUGGCAGCAGAAUAUCUUAAUAUAAGAUAACCAGUCCUCAAAGAGCA